Messenger RNA from Xenopus laevis (African clawed frog), 2659 nucleotides. RefSeq names its product protein THEMIS2 (gene themis2.S). NCBI's taxonomy places the organism in Eukaryota, Metazoa, Chordata, Amphibia, Anura, Pipidae. Bases 392 to 2242 code for a protein of 616 amino acids. The record is from RefSeq and is a predicted model, not a curated record. The transcript is spliced from 7 exons.
CUAAAAUGAUCUCAUAUUCUUUAAAAUGUCAACUAAACCUGAAAGAUGUUAAAGAUAAUGGUAAACUACCAUUCUAAUGGAUAGAAGAAUAGCCAAAAUGGUUCCAGGAAGAUCAAAGAAGGAGUUAAGUUACCUGUGAGUACUGUUACAAUUAGAAGACACUUAUGUGAAGCCUCCUUGGGAGGAGGAGUUAACAUUGAUAGAAAAAAACGAGGACAUUGGCAUUCAGCCACUAAAUAUUCUGCUCUUCCUGGUUCCUCCUUUGCUGUUACGUUCAAUCACAUUCUGAGAAUUGAAAAAGGAGGGGGGGAUAAAAACUGAAGACCAAACAAAGAUUGAGUAAGUAUAUUAAUGUCACAUUUAGCAGUGACUGGAUACCUGAGUCUGCACCAUGGAGGAGGAUUCAGUCUCUCUGCAAGAUUACAUUGCAUCUGUGCCUGCUGCCUCACUGCCAAGGGUUAUACAGAUUGCCUCUGGGGUCUAUCUUCAGAGCUCUGUCUAUGAUAUCAAAGGAUCCGAAUGCUGUUUAUCUACUGGUGAUCUGGUAAAAGUUCUUGAAAAGGAGUUUCAAUUCACAUCUUGUGUUGAUCUGAAUAUAGGAAAGUGCUUCGAACUACCAAGCAACUUUAAAGAUAUUUUUCAGAUCGUGGUUCACAGUGGCACAUACAACAACCUUAAAGAUCUGAAGCAAGAGUUAUAUGGUGACCUUACCCAUCCUUUCUGGUUUGCAUCUGCAGCAGACAUUAUUUUAGAAGAUCGAGUUAUUCAUCAGCAUCGUCCAAUUAAGUAUGUGUCACCUGACAAUUUUAACCCAACCAGCUUUGCGAUUUGUCAGGUUUGGGAGGUUCACAGUGAAGCCUGCAUUAAAAUCCCUACAAGGACAGUUGGACAGUUUUACGAGUGUGAUAAUACAGAGUCCUACACAUUGGAGCAGAUCUUGCAAUCCCCAGCUCUGCUGAAACGUAGCUACUCCUGCGGUAGCCUUGGAAAUGGGCCCUACAAGCUCACUCCUGUUUAUGAGAUCAAAACAAUUAUGCACAUGAGAAAAGAUAUUGUGAAAAUGCCUUCAAGCCUUGAAGUAGAAGUUAUAGACAUUACUGAUCAAUGUUGGGACACUGAGUUUAUCAAGCCUUACUCCUUGGCCGAAGUUUCACAGUGUGAAGAGAAGUUUCCAGUUGUCACAGAAAUAGUGGAAAGUUCGGAUUGCAGUCAUAUAGUUAAAAACGACUUAUUGUCAUCUCUUGGGAAAGGACAAAAGAUCAUAAUCCACAGGAAGGAACUUUCUAGAAAAGUCCUGGCUACAGCUGCUAAGGGUAAACUGUCUAGGUUCUUCUACAUCCAUACUGGAUAUGAAGGAAAGGCCCGUCAAAGGCCAAGGGAAUUUACAACAGUUUAUGAUCUCUGGACCAAAUUGAUGGCAGGAGUAAAGCUGAAUGUUGUUGUAACCCAAGACUGUGAUAGUAUAGAGGAUUGUUUUCCUUCCCUUUGCAUUGGGGAUCACCUUAAAAUCCUUCGUCAUGAGAAAAUCAGAGCAUCAGACAGCUUGGACUGUAAAGAAACAGAUGUUCUAGUGUGUGAAAAAGACUCUGCAGAUGAUGAAGAUGACGAAUCAGAGGAAAUUAUGCUGCCUUUGUAUCUUGAAGGACAUUUUGUUGAGGAAAUUAAGGAUAACAAAAAAUAUACCAUCAGCAAUAUAAUGCAGAAGUUUACACUUCCCUGUGAGGUCAAGGUUGUAACAAAAGAUCCAUCUUUUCCCAGUGAUCCCCUGCCCUCAUUUGCCUCUAUUAGGCUGGAGGAGCAAAUUGAAGAACCUGUUUUGUUGGCCAGUUUUCUGGAUAAACCAUCGGUGUGUUUUCAAAUUCCUAUUAAGUGGAGAGACUUUUCUUUGAUUUUCCUCAAAGACCCAGUUCCAGAGACACAGACAAUGUUCACACCUUUAGAGGAGCUGACAGAAGGGUUUUAUUAUAGUCUCAGGAAGGAACUACCAAGUAAUGAACUUCCCCCACCAAGACCCCCCAAAAGACAGACCAAAGCUGAGAGUUCUAACAAACCUGGCAGAGAAAAAAAAUCAACAUGCAAAAACAGAAAGAUGCCAGAUCAACUGCACUCUUUAUCUAGAGGAAAAUGUAUCACAGAGCCUUACAGACCACCGACCAUGAAUGCAUAUUCUCCUCUGCCUCGUAUCAGUCAUGAUGACCGUGAACCAAAUUAUGAAGUAGCUGACCUGAAAAUCACAGAUUAAGACAUUUAUAAAAGAAAGGCCACCCUUCAGUACAGUUGGAGGUCGGUCUUCCUGGCAAACUUCAGCCUGGACUUCAGUUAUAGAAGGUGGAGGUCUGGCUGAAAAUAUGGGAUAUCAGACUUUUAUCACGCUAUUACGGUUAAGGGAUCUAUUAUUCAAAGUGUUUCAGACUUAGGGCUUUUGAUUGAAUGGUUUGUAAUAUGAAGUAUCAUGCCUCAGGUCUACUAAUAUUUUAACAAUAAAAAAAGCAGAAUAGCAUUUUUCCCCAUCAACAGGGCUGCCAUCACACGGGACAGUAAAGGCGGCCAUAGAUGUUAUCAUUAUCAUAGGACCAAGCUUAUCCUGAAACAAUAGUUUAAAUGUACGAUUUGUCCAUCAACUAAAAAGACCAUUUCAAGUGAUAUAGUCGAGUUGAAG